AUGUCUCGCAUUCUCUCCACUCCCCGCUGCCGCAAGCCGAGGAACUCCCCUGGAGUCUGUGCCUUGUCUUUUGACGAGGAGACAGUGGACGAUCCCCAACCGUCCACUUCCAGGGGAUAUCCUCGCUUGCGGAAUGCCCCAGACCCUCUCCUCUAUAUGUACCCAUCCGCCGACGAAGUCGAUGAUGAAGUAUCAGAUGAGGACAAUACACCUCCUCUGAAACUCUCAAGGACUAGUGAUAUGUCUGAAGUUGAAAUCUCCGGACGUUUCAACGGUGACGACUCGGAUUGGGAGGAAUUCGAGUCCGACUCCGAAGAAUCGGCCGUAGACGAUGGUUCAGACAUCGAUUACGACUAUGUCCUGCUGGUGGAUACCUCUUUAGACUCGGACGAGCCCCUCGAAGAGUACGUCCUACGCUGGUGGGAGCGCAAUGCUCCCGGUACUCCUAAUUUUGUGUGGUACAUAAAGGAGAACUUCGUCCGGCGUCAGGGCUUCGAGGGGACACUGGGUGUGCGCCCACACCUUGACGCAUCGUCCAGCCCCUUGGAGAAAUUCACCAGCCUGUCCCCGGAGGAGUUGUUUCAAACCAUUGUGGAUGAAACGAAUCGGUACGCUCGACAGAACCCGCACACCCCUUCAUCCCACAUGAAGGGGUGGGAGGACACAUCUGUGCGGGAGGUCCGCUCGUAUGUCGGCCUUAGAUUCCUCAUGGGACUUCAUUCAAAGAGGUCCCAAAGGGAACUUUGGUCGACGGACCCGAUGCUGUGCUCGUCGGUGUUCACCAAGACCAUGUCCAGGGACCGUUUCGUCAAUCUGACCGCCGCGCUCCGCUUCGCUAACAACGAAGGGGAGCACGACGCGGAGGACAGAUUGUGGAAGCUGCGCCCUGUGAUUGACGUCUUGGAUUCGACGUACCGUUCCGUUCUCGUCCCCAACAAGAACGUGACCGUCAAGGGCAGGCAUCAGGCCCUCCAAUAUAACCCUAGUAAGAGGGCUCGGAGGGGCCUGAAGGUCUAUAAGCUCUGCUCGUCCAACGGUCCAGAGGCAGGGUAUACGACGGCCUUCAAUAUUUACAUGGGGCAAGACCGCGGAGAGUUUCGGGCGAGUAUGAAGGCCGUCGACGACCUGAUGGAGAAGACAGAGCUGUACGACAAGGGGUAUCAGUUGUACACAGACAACUGAUAUUCCUCCCCGACUCUCUUCCACUACCUGCAGGCCCGGAAGACCAGCGCAGUUGGUACAGUUCGUACCAACAGGCGUGGUAUGCCCUCGGACCAGCAGGCGAGUCGGGGAUAAAUCGACUUCCGGAGUAACAACACCGGAAUGCUCUGCCUGCAGUGGGUAGACAAUGCUAUCCACUGCACACACCUCAAAGGUCAUUAUCCUGCCUCCCAACCGCCGAGGGGUGGAGAGGUCGAAGCCCGAAGUUGUUGCCUGCUACAACAACGGCAUGAAGGGCGUCGACCUCUCGGAUCAGCUGGCGCAGUCAUAUCCAGCCACGAAGAAAACCGUCAAGUGGUAUAAGAAAGUAUUCUUUUACCUACUGGAUAUGACGACAGUCAACGCGCUGGCUGUCCACUGGGCCCUCGGCGGAAGGUUUUCUCAAUCCAGGUUCCGUACGGAACUUAGCCGGGAAUUGCUGCAGCAAGGUGGCCGGCCUGGCUCCUUCCGGCGGAACCCUCCUCAGGACCAACCUGAGGAGGAUCCCCAGCAGGCGCACAUGCCAGUCGACACCCCCUUCCGGAGGUGGCGGAGAUGUGCGUUCUGCUGGAGGAACGACCGGCGCAGGAAGGAGACCAGGGUCAUGUGCUCCAGCUGCGGCAUUUCCCUAUGCCCAACGCCAUGUUUUCAGGCACACCAUGCCUGAGAACAUUGUACGUAGUGUAUUGUACAUAUACCAAGUUGUUACAUAUGUAUGUAUGUAAAAUUUAUUUACAUUUCUCGAGUUUGUAGGCAUGUUCCAUGCCUAUAUGUAUAUGAAACCCUUUUACAUAUGUAAAUAUGUAUACUUCAUCAAUUUUGAAGAAAAAUAAAAAUUCGACUUUA
Molecule: messenger RNA, 2046 nt
Organism: Penaeus indicus
Lineage: Eukaryota; Metazoa; Arthropoda; Malacostraca; Decapoda; Penaeidae
Product: piggyBac transposable element-derived protein 4-like
Exons: 4
Coding region: 1-1182 (393 amino acids)
Source: RefSeq, a predicted model, not a curated record